ACGUGCCGCUCCGGCCCAGCCCAUCCUGCGAUGCACCGCCGCUGUCUGCCCUGCAGUCUCUGUCAGAGACGACAGUAUUCCCACACGUCAAGGACUAACACCUCCAGACCGGUUUAUCUGCAGCUUCUCAUGCUUUGUAUCGACCACAGACCUGCUGCCGACCACCUGCGGCAAGAUGUACCACUCUGACCACGGCGUUGACUUCCCUGACCUCUCCUUCCAAAUCCCUGGCAGCCCUGCAGAGCUGGGCCCAGCAAACAGAGAGUGAACGCAACCCUCAACAAACCACACAUCUACCUUCCCCCUUCACCCACACAGGGCCUCUCUCUGCUCCAGUCCCACCCUCCCUCCCUCCUCCUCCUGGACCAUGGACAGCCCUCCUAAGCUGUCAGGUGAGACCCUGAUUGUGCAUCACAUCCCCCUGGUGCACUGCCAGGUGUCAGGCGGGCGGCAGGGUGGUUGCGGGGUCUCACUGAAGAGGAACAACCCGUUUAGCCCGCCGGAGAACCUGGGCUUGAGUCGCACCACUUCACUUCCCGAGAGGGAUGUCCUUCAGAGAGAGGCUCUGCUCUACAGCAGCCUGAUCCAGACCUCCAGCGGCUCCUGGGCCUCCCACAAUGGGGGAAGAGAGAGAAAGGUUGGCGGGAGAGGAGGCAGCACGGCGAGUGAUGAUUCAUCGUUUACCUCGAGUAAUUCAGAGGACCAGCUGAUUACAGCUCACACAUUACCCAGAGCCAAGCCCAGGAACAGGAAUCCGUUGCGUCAUAAUCCAUUCCUGUUGAAUACCGAAGACGAGGAUGAAGAAGAAGAGGAGGAGGACGGUGACAACCUCAGUGGUUACCUUGAAGACUCCUCUUUUCACCUCCACAGUGACACUAACUCCGCCCUAGAUGACGGGCUGACUCCUUUCCACUUACACGACCUUGGCUUUGCUUCAGAGCCCUUUCUUUUGCACAGGUCAGUGGGUGGAAGCAGUCGGGAGUCCCUCAGGGCAGUAGCCUCGGAUCUCUCCGCCCACCUGGAGGACCUGGACAUUCUAGGAAUGCGCCACGGCAGCAGCGGCUCCAACAUGUCUAUGGAUUGUGGAGAGCAAGACUGGGGAGAUGACGAUGGGGAGGAUGAAGAUCAUCCUAUGAGGUGUGGGCGAAGCUCCUCCAGCUCCUCCACACAGCACUGCUCCUGCUGUGCGCUCUCCCAGAACUACCCUCAGCACUUCCCUGAAGCCUUCUCGGAGCCAUUCUUGGAGUGCCAGCAAGGCUAUGGCAGCGACUCCUCCUGCAACAGCUCGGAUGGCGUGCUUGUGAACUUCAGUGCCAUUUACAACAAGAUGAACAACAGUAUCCCAGAGAAGCCACCUGUCUCUGGCCACACCAACCUCAACAGCUCCACCGACCACUCCUGCACCUCGUCUGUUUCUGAUCCACCAGGAAACCACCAAGACUCAAAUGGAGGGGCUUUCUAUUUGGACCUUCACACCUCCCCGACUGAACCUCCCCUCUCACAGCAGCAACCCUCCUGCCUCGGCGGCACCUUCCCUCUCAUCCGUGAACCAAACUUGUCCACCUCCUCCACCUGCUCCUGCGCUGUGGAGCACCAGGGAGCUCUCGACCUCGACGCCAACUGCAACUCCUACCACCCUCCACAUUCUGGGUCAUCUGGAGACCUUGCUUCCUGUCUGCAGAGUCAGGCGCGCCUGGUUGUCGCCACGCAGAACUAUUACAAGCUGGUCACCUGUGACCUUUCGUCCCAGUCGUCCCCGAGUCCAGCCGGGUCCUCAGUCAACAGCUGUUCAGAUGAACACAGCAAAGGCAGCCCCACCCCGACACAGCCCAACGAGUACUUCCUGUUCAGGCAGAGAGCUGACGAGGAGGGUGUGCAAGAAGAAGAUGAAGAUGUAGAGUCAUCUAGGCGAGAUGAUGAAGGUGGUGAUGAUGAUGAUGAUGAUGAUAAAGAGGAGGAGCAGGAGGAGGAGAAGAAGAAUCAGCCAGCAGCUGCUGGGACUGAAGCUGCUCCUGCCGUGAUUGAAGGCCAGGUGUACGUCAACAUCACCCCUCCUGUGGGCGGCCGGGGUGUCAUGGGAGCAACCUCAGGAAGCCGCCCCCGUUCUCGCAGCUACGACCGCAACCUGGACAAGUCUCCAUCUCCUCGCCUCGGAUCUCUCGAGCGCAUGUUGAGCUGCCCCGUCCGGCUCAGUGAGGGUGCCGCCCCGACCCAGACCCCGCCUCCUCCUCCGCGGGUUACCUCCUUUGCAGAGAUCGCGAGAAGCAAACGGAGAAAUGGAAGUUUGGGGGGAUCGCCGUCGAUGAAGGCGGCUGCAGACCCUUUCUCCUCCACUUACUCCACCCACUCCCACUCCUCUGUGGAUUUCUCUCCGAUCCUGGAGCAGCGUGUGGAGGCUGACAGUCAGAGCCUGUCACCUGUGCCCUUUACAAGGUGUUACAGUCAAGGCAGCAUUGAGCGACACCUGGAGGGGGCGAGGGAGACCAGGGCCAAAGCUGAAGGUGGCCUCUCAACGUCCUCAGACAGCCGCCCGGCGGUGGUGCGCUACAGUAAGGACCAGCGGCCCACCACCCUCCCCAUCCAGCCCUUCACCUUCCACCACCAGUUCGCCUCCAAACCGCAGCAGCCCAAGCCCCUGCUGCCCCUGCUCACAGGCUACGUCUCUGGGAUGCAGGCCCGCUCCAGCUCUGGCUCCGGCUCUGGUUCUGGCUCUGGCUCUGGAGGUCCAGUGGGGGAGGACAGCGAAGAAGCGGCUGAAAAUGUGCACAGGUACCAGGGGGCUCUGGCCACAGCAGCCCCUCCUCCUGGAUCAGUCCGACCCUCGCCUCUUGGGAGCUACUCCCCGGUGCGGCUCCAGGGGGCGCCCAACUCUGGGACCUGCUCCACCUGCACGCCAAGCCCUCAGCCGCCACACAGCCUCUCCUGCCCACUUUCAGCAGGACUCGGCCCCCUGCACACCCCGCCAACAGGGAAACAGGGAGGAGGUUCAGCGCCGUUACCGGCCACCCCUCCACCUCCAUCCCUGGGGGCGAAGAGAGGGACGGUGCCGCCGAUGCUGCCGGCGGUGCAGGGACACUGUUUCCAUCGUGGAAGUCUGCCCAGUUUACCAGCACUCCACAGUGACACACUGAGCCCACUGGGCUGUCUGGACUCUGGGAAACACGUGGAGGGAAGCAAAGGACCUGGAGCCAGGACACAUAAUGCACACCACCUCUCCCCCCAGGCUCUCAAAUGGAGGGAGUACCGUCGUCGAAACCCUCUGGGGUUGGAGAGGGUCUCAGGAGGCCACUCUUCUGCAGGAUCAGGCCCCCUCUCUGGUAACCUGGAGCCCAGAAGGGUCGGACCGCGACCUCCUAGACGGAACGUGUUUGAUUUCCCUUCAGCCCCCUCUGGCCACGCACUGGGACGGCUCAACGCAGUGGGCCAAUCAGCCAAGCUGCAGCAGAUCUAUAGCGACUUCCUGCCGGACUACUUCUCCCUGACUGAGAGGCCCCCGGAGGAGUUCUGCCUCUCCCCGGACGCGUCAACCUCCUCCUCCUCGUGCUCUUCCUCACAGUCCCACAUCUCUGUGGACCUGACGCAGAAGAGAGGUUUGGUGAAAGCUGUGAACACAGCAGUGGAUCUGAUUGUGGCACAUUUCGGCACCAGUCGAGACCCAGAUGUAAAGGCCAAGCUGGGGAACAGCUGGGUGAGUCCCAACGUGGGUCACCUUAUCCUGAAGUACCUGUGCCCGGCCCUGCAUGAGGUGCUGCAGGACGGCCUGAAGGCCUACGUGCUGGACCUGAUCAUUGGACAGCGGCGCUGUCAGCCCUGGAGCCUGGUGGAGGCUUCUACACAACUGGGUCCGUCCACACGUGUUCUCCACAGCCUCUUCUCAAAGGUGAGCCAGUACUCUGAGCUCACGAGCCACAGCAUGAGACUCAACGCCUUCAUCUUCGGCCUGCUCAACCUAAAAUCUUUGGAGUUCUGGUUCAAUCACCUCUACACUCAUGAAGAUAUCAUAGCAGCACACUACAACCCGUGGGGUUUCCUUCCCCUGUCGCAGGGGGCAUGUCAGCCGCUCUUUGAGGAGCUCCUCCUCCUGCUGCAGCCCCUGUCGCUCCUCCCGUUCGACCUUGACCUGCUGUUUGAGCCACACCUCCUCCAAAAGGGCCAGGAGCACCUCCGUCGCAAGGAGCAGCUGUGCUCUGCGGGCCAGAGUGUCGACCAGUCGACUCGCUCCACCUUCCAGCUCAUGAGGGGAUGGAGCACCACUGUGAGCGAGAUGGUCUCGAGAGACUCAGGCACAGAGGUGAAGAAAGAGAGGGCGGCGCUGAGACGAGAGGGAACGUGGCCGAGGAUGGAAGGGGUCGGGGCGAGGAGAGAUGGAGCAGGAGUGAAGCCGAGGCUCAGGAGUGAGGGGGCGACAGCUGAGAGCAUGACCGCCGGACCUGGUAGCAGAGCGGCGACGAUGGAAGUAGGGUUUGCCAAUCUCUGGAAGGAGAGAGGGAUGAGUGGACAGAGGAUGAAAGGUGUGGGACAAGAGAGCCAAGGAGAAGGUGAGGACAGACAGGAGAAGGACAGGAGGAAGGACAAAGAGAAGGAUGUGAUGGAUGAGGGGCGUCAGCGGCAAGACAGACAGGCGGGCUGGUGGUACCAGCUCAUGCAGUCCUCCCAGGUUUACAUCGACCAAUCCGCAGAGGGGUCAAAGUUCGUUAAGACCGACAAGAGGAAGAAGUCGUCAGAGAGACGACAGAACCAGCUGCCGCCCACCAGAGAGGGAGUGGUGGAGGGGGCCGAGUCGAGCCAACAAGGGGAGGGGUUUAGGAGCAGGAAGAGCAGCAGCAGCUCCAGCGGGGAGUCAGCUGGGUCCAGGGGACGGCCUUCAUGGAUGGGCAGCCCGCCUGAGUCUGUUCUCAACCAGGACAAAGACACAAAGCCUCAGGAGGUGACAGGGACUGGAGCUCAAGCUGCAGCCCAAGAGGAGAGCCCCCAGCAGGGACAGAGUCUGCGGUGGGGCAGGCUCUUUGGAUCCAGUGUUGGUUCUCCUUCAAGGGUGGAGGCAGCCGAACAGAAGGCAAAAGCUCAGAAGAUCAGGCCUCCAUCAGGUUGGCUCUCUCUGGAUAGAUCUGUUCUUGACCUUGUAGCUCAGACUAUUGGAGCAGGGAGUGGGAAGAAGGCAGAGCCUCCAGCUACGCCCAAUCACACCCAAACCCCAGCUCCACCAACGUCAACCCAACCGACCGGAGCCAGACAACAGUCUCUAUGUGAAGUGCGAGCAUUGUGCCACCACAUAGCCACCGAGCCGGGCCAGCUGAGCUUCAACAAGGGUGAUAUCCUGCAUGUCCUGUGCAAGGCUGAUCCAGACUGGCUGCUGUGCUCCCUGGGCUCCACCCGGGGCCUGGUUCCCAUCAUCUAUGUCACCCUCAACAGCAUGGAGGACAGCCACGAUGCCUCUGGACUCGGACAAUGCUGAGCCAAAGCUGUCCCAGGAGGAAUUCAUGCAAGAUGAAGGCAAACCGCUUCGGAGCCAGAGGGUAUCCCUGCCACACUCCUACUGAAAACAAAACCUGUACAUUGGGGAUGACUCCACAAAAAAAUAAAACACUGUAGAAAAUAUGAAGAUCAUGAAGAUGAUGUACAGACACAUGCAACGGGAGCAUGCAGGCUCGAACACAAACUCACUCCAAGGGAACAUCCAGACAAGUAUGCAUGCAUACAUCCGAAAACCAAAAGACCAGACAAGAAACCCAAAGACACUCCGACACACGCUUCUCACUCUGCGUGAAGCUGCGCUACUAGCUUAACUAUGUGACUGUCCAGUCUCUAUAUCAUCCAUCCCGACUCGCAACAAAACAAAGAGGGGCUUACUCACUCACAGAUGGUAAACUUCACACUAUGAUAUACGCCAUGCCUCGCUGCACUUUGCUGUACUGUAUACGUUCACCUCGCUGUGCCACACUCCGAACACAGUGCUCACUUAUCGCCCUCAGUGGAGCGCCGAGGUCUGUUUGAUGUCCUGUCGCUUACUUGGUGCCGAUCCGUGUAGAAACCAGUUGCUUUUUUUGGUAAGAUUUAAGGUGGUCGAUGUAAAUGCAAGAAAAAAAAAGUUUUGAUCCACAUCUUGCAGAGAUUCAGCGCAUUAUAUUUAGGAAAGUAAGAAGCCACACAGGAGUUUGUGUAGACGGCUGUUUGACCUGAGAGAGAAGAAGGCAAAAGCACAAGUUUAAUUCUGUUUCCAUUCUCCAUCUGUUUUAUUUCUGCUCAUCAAAGCCUGUUUGUAAGGAGAUGAAGCAACUGACAAGCUAAUUGCCUUUUUUUUAUCUCCACCUUUCCCUCACAACACCCACCACAGCUGGGAUGAAUCAACGGCGUUUAAGUGCAUGUAACCUUCCAAAACUCUUUCCCCCUACAGUCCUUUUUCACCUGCAGCAUCCCGCACCUCUGUUCCCCCUUCAGUCUCUCAUCAAAGGACACUUUGAAGAGGAAUAAUCCAAGCGAGUGGCUGCAGUCUGAGCUGUACAUGUGCAUUUGAUUUAACGGUACAUAGUGUAAAUGCAUAUAUGACUUACACACGUGGUGAGUUCUAUUUAUUUAUCGACCACUUCAGUUAGCGGAGGGAAGCAUCUGCUGUACAUGGACGGGUGCAGGAAACAAGGAUGGGAAGGAUGUCCAAUGAAAGCAAAGCAUAGCUGUGGAGACGUGUGGAGGCCUUUUUGAAUGUGUCAGGGAUCCAGCCUGGAUUGCUAACAUGCAUUUAGAGAGGGUUAAAUAAUCUCAUCUAUGCCUUAAAGUGCUUGAGGAAAAAAAAGGGAGAGUCGCCCUGUUGUGCACGUCAAAGGCUGCGGUCCUGACAUUAUAUUUUGUAUAUGCUACGACGUGUCUUAACGUGACAUUGUCCCCAGAUUUAUGUCUACGGAGAUUCUUGACUUCAAAGAAAAGUGUAGAGAUGAUAUAGAGGUGAUAUUUUUGGGAUGUAUAAAGGGAAAAAACCCAACACAUUUUGUGACGGUGGCUCCGUGGGCAUUCCUACACGCCCCCUGUAGGUGUAAAAAUGUGGCCUUUUGUUUAAAAUGAGUUGACGAAGAACUAAAAUUAUACAGAAUACCUGGAUAGAGUGUAUACAGACGCCCACUUCUAAUAUUUCACAUUAUAAAAUGGUAAAAAAUCAGUGUAUAUUUAUUAAAUAAAUGAAUGCUUGUGUAGUUUUUGAAAAACUUACAUAGGAUAUAAUUUAACUUGUUCUUUUUGUUGCAUUAUUGUACAGUUUUUUUAUGUAUUGUUAUAUGCAUUUAAGUUCAGCAAAAACAUUUUAAUUGACCUGUAAAUAUAUUUAAAUCCCUUCAAUUAUUAAUUUCUUCCAUGGAGCUACAUGUAUGAAUGUUAUUACUGAGUUAAUGAUGCAUUUUAUGUUAAAUACAUGAAGCAAGUAUAAGCUUUAGUUUCAGUGCUGACAACCAUAAUGAAAGUUGGCAGAGGAAAGUUUGGCGAAUGGUUUAAUUUCGGGUCCUCCAGGCGGUUUGCUGUUCAUUGACAUCCUGUUCAGAGUUCACAUGGGACAGACAGAGACAAACACAUAGUAGUGAUAAAGCCAGAGAGACGCGGAGGCUCAGGGGCAAGAGGCAAAGACAGAUUCACUUUUGAUUUGGCGUUUGAUUAGCUGAGACGUUGUGUUUCAAAAUGCUACACAGAUAGAGAGAGAGAGAAAGGAAGGAACCUCGUGCCGUCUUUCUUUCUCUCUUGUGGGUUUUUAUCUGCUUUCUCUCUCCCUGGCUGCCUCCUCCUGCCUGUAAAUACCUUCAGCAUCAGUGACACUGCUCUUCUCUCUGUGUCCAGGCUAUAUGACGUGUACGUAUGACAUUAUCAAACUACUAUGGAUGUUAAAUAACAAAGUGCUCAUGUGAUCACAGA
Molecule: messenger RNA, 7890 nt
Organism: Epinephelus lanceolatus (giant grouper)
Lineage: Eukaryota; Metazoa; Chordata; Actinopteri; Perciformes; Serranidae
Gene: rusc2
Product: RUN and SH3 domain containing 2
Cellular component (GO): cytoplasmic vesicle
Molecular function (GO): protein binding
Source: RefSeq, a predicted model, not a curated record